Alosa alosa (allis shad) is the source of this 998-nucleotide messenger RNA. It is a transcript of the gene exosc8, whose product is annotated as exosome component 8. Bases 63 to 887 code for a protein of 274 amino acids. The transcript has 11 exons. The record is from RefSeq and is a predicted model, not a curated record. Gene Ontology annotation, biological process: nuclear mRNA surveillance; TRAMP-dependent tRNA surveillance pathway; U4 snRNA 3'-end processing. NCBI's taxonomy places the organism in Eukaryota, Metazoa, Chordata, Actinopteri, Clupeiformes, Clupeidae. Gene Ontology annotation, cellular component: cytoplasmic exosome (RNase complex); nuclear exosome (RNase complex).
CUGUACGUGUCGAAUCUGCAGACGCAGAAUCAACGUGCACUCACGUGGUAAAUCAAAACAUCAUGGCGGAAGGAUUCAAGACUGCAGACCCGUUGGAAUAUCACAAGAGUUUCUUGAAAGAAAACUGUCGUCCUGAUGGACGGGAACUUGAUGAGUUCAGGACAACAACGUUAAAUAUAGGUCCCAUAUCAACAGCUGAAGGUUCUGCCUUGGUUAAGAUUGGAAACACAACUGUGAUGUGUGGCAUAAAAGCGGAACUGGCCCUUCCUCCAUCUGAUACACCAGAUAAGGGCUACAUAGUGCCCAAUGUGGACAUACCCCCACUUUGCAUGUCAAAGGUCCGGUCUGGUCCACCUGAAGAGCAAGCUCAGGCUGCUAGCCAGUUUAUCGCUGACAUAAUAGAAAGUUCAGAGAUUAUCUGGAAAGAAGACUUGUGUAUUGAAAAGGAAAAGCUUUGCUGGGUUCUGUACUGUGAUAUAAUGUGUUUGGAUUAUGAUGGAAACUUACUGGAUAGCUGCAUUGUUGCACUGCUUGCUGCCCUUAAGAACACACUACUCCCAAAGGUCACAAUAAACAAAGAAACAGACUUACCUGAAGUGGAUCUCUUAGAGAAAUGCCCCAUUAAUAUAAAUAGACAACCUGUUGGGUCUUCAUUUGCUGUAUUUGACAACACGAUCAUCGUUGAUCCCACGGCAGAUGAGGAGAGCUUAGCUACUGCAGUCAUGACUUUGGUCAUAGACGAAGAGGGCCGCCUGUGUACUGCACACAAACCAGGCGGUACUACACUCUCUGGGGAGAAACUUCAAGACUGCAUGGGUCGGGCAGUCACACGGCACCGAGAGAUCAGCAAACUGGUGGACAAAAUCUUACAGAGUAUGAAGAAAUGAUGGGACACAUCAGAUCUGUUUUUCUUUUGUCUAAAAAUUUUAUUUUCCACUGUCAAUAUAUACUUUGUUUUCUAUCACAAUAAAACUGCUGACAAAGACCAUUUAUAAAAA